AAUAACAUUCUUCACCCAUUUUGCUCGUCCCCUUCUAAAGCCCUGCUGAAAGCUCCACAGCCAUCUCCGAUUCGAGAGUCGAUGGGGAAGAAGAAGGUGCAAUCGCAGAGCCAAGACCUGCUCCAAACCCUCACCGACUUCACCAGCAAGGACAACUGGGACAAGUUCUUCACCCUCCGCGGCAGCGACGACUCCUUCGAGUGGUACGCCGAGUGGCCGCAGCUCAGGGACCCCCUCCUCUCCGCCCUCGCCCCAGCCCCUGGUCCCGCCCACGCGCCGCCGCCGCCGCAGAUACUCGUCCCCGGCUGCGGCAACUCCCGCCUCUCCGAGCAACUCUACGACGCCGGGUUUCACUCCGUCACGAACAUCGACUUCUCCAAGGUCGUCAUCUCCGACAUGCUUCGUCGCAAUGUACGCGAUCGGCCUGCGAUGAAGUGGCGCGUCAUGGAUAUGACCAGCAUGCAGUUCUCAGACGAAACGUUUGAUAUUGUUCUUGAUAAAGGUGGAUUGGAUGCUUUAAUGGAGCCAGAGCAUGGGUAUAAGCUGGGAGAUCAAUACUUAUCAGAGGUAAAACGAGUUCUCAUAUCAGGGGGAAAAUUCAUAUGUCUCACCUUGGCAGAAUCACAUGUUCUAGGGUUGCUUUUCUCUAAGUUGAGAUUUGGCUGGAUAAUGAGUAUCCAUGCCAUACCUCUCCAGUCAUGUGAGAAAUCCAGCCUUCAGACCUUUAUGGUGAUUGCUGUCAAAGGGAGUCCUGCUGUGGUACAACCAAUAACAUCAUCCUUUAAUCGCUCGUCACUUGACUGCAAUAGUAACCAGAUUCCUGGUAUGUAUAACGAACUUGAUAAUGAGAAUAGAAUUCGUGAAGAGUACCUCACUGGUUCUGAUGUGUUGCACUCUCUCGAGGAUCUUCGACUGGGAGCUAAAGGUGCUCUGGAUAAACUCAAUCCUGGACGUCGUGUACAGCUUAUUCUAAGCAGUCAAAACUCACGAUAUAGUUUCAGAGCCGUACUUCUUGAUGCACAAGAGCAAUCCGAAACCUUCUUGCGCCAUUGUGGUGUCAUAAUUGUGCCUAAGACUCGGGCUCGUGGGUGGCUCUACUCUUCAGAAGAAGGUCAAUGGAAGGUAGUUGAAAGUGCAGAGGCAGCUCGCCUGAUAAUGGUUUUUCUGGACAGCAGUCAUAUGCAUGCUAGCAUGGAUGACAUUCAGAAAGAUUUGUCUCCUCUGGUCAAGCGGUUGGAACCUGCCAACAAUUAUGGAUCUCAAAUACCGUUCAUGAUGGUUGAUGACCCGAUCAAGGAGAGAGAAUUAGUCCACCAGGUCACAUCUUCCUUGACUGGACGAAUAACCAUAGAGGAUGUGGUUUUCAGUAAUGUUGAAGGUGAUGUCAGUCACAUCUUGCCUGAUGGAGACUUGACAUUCCGGCGUAUGAUUUUUCAAAGGAAUGAGGAUUUGGUGCAGUCUGAGGCUCUGCUAACCAGGGAGGGAUCAACCGUCGUAAGUAGUGGUAAAACUGACAGGAGAAAAGUUUCAUCUUCCAAAUCAAGAAAAAGGGGAAAUCAGAGAAAAACCAAUGCGCCACAAGAAACCCUGAAGAUCUCUCAUGACUAUUUGGCAAGUUUGUACCACUCUGGUAUCUUAUCAGGGUUUAUGUUGGUGUCGUCAUACUUGGAAAAGGUGUCAUCCACGGGAAGGACAGUUAGAGCAGUAGUUAUAGGUCUUGGAGCAGGUCUACUUCCUAUGUUUCUUCACGGGACUAUGCCCUUCAUACAUGUUGAGGUUGUAGAGUUGGAUUCCCUUGUCUUUAGUCUUGCAAAGGAGUACUUUGAUUUCAUUGAAAAUGAUCGGAUGAAGGUACAUAUCACUGAUGGGAUUGAGUUUGUCAGACGGGUUGCAAGUACUGUUGCACCUGUGGGGGCUGCUGUGAUUGAUAGAAAGGAGAAUGGGAAUUUGAAGACUCUUCUAUCUUCUGACAGUGAAUCCCUUCUAGACAGCCACAACAGCAGUGAAAUUGACAUACUGGUUGUUGACGUUGAUUCUGAAGAUCCAAGCUCUGGGUUGUCCUGCCCUGCUGCUGAUUUCAUUGAAGAACCUUUCCUAAAGGACGCAAAGAGCUCCAUUUCCAAGCAGGGUCUGUUUGUUGUGAAUUUGGUCUCUAGAUCUACAAAGAUCAAGGAAAUGGUGAUUUCAAGGUUGAAAACGGUCUUCAACCACCUUUAUUCCCUUCAACUUGAAGAAGAUGUCAAUGAGAUUCUUUUUGCCCUGAAGACAGACGAUGGUAUCACGGAAAAUCAGUUUACCGAAGCUGCUGAUCAGCUUCAGAAGUUGUUGCUCUGCAGGCAUCCAAAGAUGAGACAAGCCAUUGUAGACACGUCCAAGAAAAUUACACGCUUGAAGUAAAUUGUCAGAGGCAAAAUGUUCUAUUCUGUUUGUAGCUUUCAAAAGAAAGUCAAAAUUUAUUUUGGUGCUGCCGAUGGUGUAAGUGAUGGCCAAUUCCAUCCAUUGUUCCUUUGUGGGAGCUUCUGUAUCAAGAUCUGCCUAAUACGCAAUUUUCUAUACUACAGUGAGCUUUAGUUCCUCCUGAAAAGUGAACUGAUCAGCAGAUUGAUAUGCAAGGACUGCUAGAUUCUGAGUC
Rhodamnia argentea is the source of this 2632-nucleotide messenger RNA. Its product is annotated as eEF1A lysine and N-terminal methyltransferase. Lineage: Eukaryota; Viridiplantae; Streptophyta; Magnoliopsida; Myrtales; Myrtaceae. Gene Ontology annotation, molecular function: S-adenosylmethionine-dependent methyltransferase activity. Bases 82 to 2397 code for a protein of 771 amino acids. The transcript is spliced from 16 exons. The record is from RefSeq and is a predicted model, not a curated record.